Trematomus bernacchii (emerald rockcod) is the source of this 2809-nucleotide messenger RNA. RefSeq names its product protein FAM124B. Lineage: Eukaryota; Metazoa; Chordata; Actinopteri; Perciformes; Nototheniidae. The transcript has 8 exons. The coding region runs from base 86 to 1747 and encodes 553 amino acids. Gene Ontology annotation, cellular component: nucleoplasm. The record is from RefSeq and is a predicted model, not a curated record.
ACUCUCAACCCGCCGCACGGCUCCUCUGACUAACUUCUGUGCAGAUGGCUCGACUCAAUGUGGAAGAAAGUAAAGCUACCGGACGAUGUUUGGAAGAGUGGCGCUGUUAAAGAGGAGAUCCUACGAUGAAAACGUGGACUCUGGAGCUGAAACUGCCGAAUCUGACUGCAGCAUGAUGUCAUCCUCUGACAUUGAGCUUGUGACCAGACGGGUCAGGCAGCAGCGGCAGCCUCAGCUCCUGCCGAUGAACUUGCAUCUGCUGGCCAACCCCGGGGACUCCCUGCUGCUGCAGCACAGCCUGGACCGCCUGCUCCGCUGGCUCUGCCCCAGCCUCCGCAUCUUCCAUGUGUCCGAGAGGGCCUCCCCAUUCAGGAGCUACACACACCUCUGUCCUGUGGCAGGCUACCCUUCUGUGGCCAUCACCUUCUUCCUCCAUGAGGCCUACGGAGAGGAGCGGAUCCUCAAAGUGCUGGACUUCUUCCAGCACCCGCCCUGGCAGUACCACCACACUGAGACGUGCGGCAGCCAGACCGGGGGGGUCCACAUCAGCUCCAGCAGCUCCCCCUCCAACGCCAUGCUGCGGCCCUACCUCCUGCCCAGCAGAGACUUCUACAGUUUGGGGGCAGGCAUGCCUGUGUGGGGGGUGCGCCCAGUCCACUGUGGAGGAGAGAUACUUCGUGUGACACUCUACAGUGGAUACGACAACUACGAGGACGCCGUGCGGCUCUAUGAGACGGUGCUGCAGCGGCAGGCGGAGGAGCAGAAGACCGGCUUCUGCUGGUUCACGCUCCACACAGAGCCGGGGCUGUGCAUGCAGCUGGCGUUAAAACAGCUGUCUCCAGGGGUCCGGGUGGAGCCCUGCAGCUCUGCCGUGCUGCAGUUUAGUGUGGAGGAAAUAGGCCAGCUAGUCCCUCUGCUGCCCAACCCCUGCACCCCCAUCAGCGGCUCCCGCUGGCAGACAGAGGACCUGGAUGGAAACAAAGUUCUCUUCCAGGUGAAAAUCCCGGCUCAGCCUCAGCGACCUCUGACCUGUGCUUUCCCCCUGACCUGCCCCAGCGUGCCCCCCCAAGGGGUGCAGCUCAGGAGCCUUGCCCAGGGCCCCAGCCUGUCGCCCUGCAGCCUCACAAUGCCCCGGCACACACACAGGCAGGGCCUCAGACCGCGCAGUGACCCAGCCCUGGAGAAGCUUUAUGGAGGGGGGAUAGCAGAGAGCCAGGGGUCAGGGAGCUGCUGCAGCACCCCUCCAGGCAGCUCCUGUUACUCCUCCCAGCGCAGCAGCCCUGCACCCCCCUCCACCACCCAUCACCCCGACUCCCCCCUGCGCCCCUCCAUCACCCGCUCUCUGUCCCAUCUCCUCCUGGAAGAGGAUGAGGAGGAGCCAGAGACCAACGUAGACACCGGAGUCUCACUGCUCUCAGACUCGGCAGUCAAAAUACUCACUCGCUCUUCCUCCGUGGAGCUGUUGAUGACUCCUCACCCUGAGAGACCUGCAGCUGUGGGGGCUUCCGCUGUCCAGGGUCUGGCCAAGGAGCUGAUUGAGUGUCUGCCACGGACACACAAACACCCUCAGGUCUCCUCCGGGACUUGGGGCUCCGCGGGAUGUACGCACGCAGCCAGGAAGGCCUGUAGCGGCAGGACUGUGGCGGCAAGACAAAGCCCCCCCAGAGGACCCUUCAUAGAGAGCAGGACUACUGCUGAGCUGCUGUCAGCACACACACACAAGACGGAUGAUGAGUUCUUCAUCUGAAUCCCUGCUACUACACCUCAAGUCUUGAAAUAGAUUAUAAUCAUACAAUAUUGUAGAUUUAUUUGUGAGAAUUGUUCAAAGCCUAGCGGAGUGAUAUUUGCGGGUAUUCAUAUCCUCAAUGUCUUUUAUAUUUAGAUCUAACUAAUGAUUUGUGCAGCUAAAAUGGAGCCCUGUAACAAACCCUGGAGGAAAUGCUCUUUACAAAAUGUUCCUGUCAGGGUGCGAAUGCCAGUGUCUGUCUCAAAUUGCCUUUUGAAUAAUGCUGAUGUCUGUGUCGCUGUUGAUCGUGAUGAGAGAUCUGAUUCAGUGCGAGUGCUCUCCACAGCGCUGCAGGUCUAACACGGUACAAGUAUAGCCUAGUGGCUUUGAUUACAUUUGUUUGAAUGCACUUGAAAUGAAUAAUGACUCUAGUAUUUGUGUGUUUAAAUAUUUAUCUGAUUGACUACACCAGAUAAAAUGUAUUGAAUAGGAUUGAACUUUCUUACAGUUAACAGGAUGUUCUAACUAGCUACUUAAAGAGAUCAUUUAAACUACAAAAAGUCUUCUAAUAUAUAUUUAAUAAAUCUAACCAUUAGUAUAGAAGGUGUCUAAAACAGCCCAAAUGUGUCCUGGGACUAAGACAUGUUGAUUACUGUAAGGCAGUAAGCUGAGGGAUCAGCAGACAGAUUAACUUAAGUGAAAACUUAAAACGUAUUGGACUGAUCAGGUACAGAUGGCUGCAAUCACUUAUAUAUCAAGAUAUUGUUGUAUUGUGAAGAGAGAAAAUACUAUGCAUCUAAUUCAUUGAUGAGUUAGGUCAAAAUGUUGUCUUCUACAACACAGAUUGCGUCUUUCCUGUCAGUCAAGCUUUCAAUCACAGCUAAACCUGCAUGUGGUUUUCACUUGAGCAUCAUGGACAGUGUAUACAAAAUGCACAUCAUAUAGGGUUGUACAGUAUGAGCUGCUCACCGGUCAACUCGACGCUGAAGGAGUUGUGAAUGUUUACAAUAAAUGUAUAAAAGUCAGGAAGCAUCAGCUGGGAGUGUCCUUAGUGUUUAAAAUGUUCAGUGAAGCUUAACAUGA